This is a messenger RNA of Dichotomopilus funicola, 1920 nucleotides long. RefSeq lists its product as uncharacterized. The record is from RefSeq and is a predicted model, not a curated record. The coding region runs from base 1 to 1920 and encodes 639 amino acids. Gene Ontology annotation, molecular function: flavin adenine dinucleotide binding; oxidoreductase activity, acting on CH-OH group of donors. Lineage: Eukaryota; Fungi; Ascomycota; Sordariomycetes; Sordariales; Chaetomiaceae. The transcript is spliced from 4 exons. Gene Ontology annotation, biological process: secondary metabolite biosynthetic process.
AUGCGUCUUUGCGGCGUCGUUUUUAUCUCGCUUGUGGCGGCCACGAGUGCUACCAGCAACUCCCACGCCAAGCGCCAAGUCUCGCAACUUCGGGACCGGUAUGACUUCCUCGUUGUCGGUGGCGGCACGAGCGGGCUUACCGUGGCCGACCGAUUGAGCGAGGCUUUCCCCUCGAAAACCGUACUGGUUAUCGAGUAUGGCGACGUUCAUUAUGCCCCCGGUACCUUUGAUCCGCCCACGAAUUGGAUCACAGCCAACCCCGAUGCGGCGCCGGCGUGGUCGUUCAACUCGGUCCCAAAUCUAGAGUUCGGGAACAAGACUGCGUUCGUCCAGGCCGGCCAAGUCGUCGGCGGAAGCAGUGCCGUGAAUGGCAUGUUCUUCGAUCGUGGGUCUCAGUAUGACUACGAUGCUUGGACAGAAGCUGGCGGUCCCGAGUUUGCCCAAUCUUCGAUCAAGUGGGAUUGGGAGGGUAUCUUCCCGUACUUCAAGAAGAGCGUGACCUUCACCGAGCCCCCAGCUGAGAUUGCUGAAAAGUACAACUACACCUGGGACCUUUCAGCAUUUGGUGGUUCAACUCCAAUCCACAGCAGUUUCCCAGCCUACCAAUGGGUCGAUCUUUCCGUGCGCACCGACGCUUUUCGCGACAUGGGACUCGCCAGCCCAAAGGAAUGCGCUAGCGGCGACAAAGACGGCAUCUGUUGGGCGCCCGUCUCACAGCACCCAGUAACGGCGAGACGAUCGCACUCUGGGCUGGGGCACUACGCUGAUGUGCAGCCCCGUUCGAACUAUGACCUCCUGGUCAAGCACCAGGUUGUUCGCGUCGUGUACCCUGACGGACCAAACUCCGGCCCGCCGCUUGUCGAGGCCAAGUCGCUCGAUGACGGCCACCUCUUUAACGUGACUGUGGACGGCGAGGUGAUCGUGUCAGCGGGUGCCCUCCACACCCCGACGGUGCUCCUCCGCAGCGGAAUCGGUCCGGCAGCAGUCCUCAGCGAUGCCGGGAUCCCCCUCACCCUUGACCUGCCCGGCGUUGGGUCCAACUUCCAAGACCACUCCGGGCCCAUGGUGACGUGGUCCUACACCAAAUCCUACGACUUUUGGCCGCUCCCCAACGAUUUCGUCAACAACGCUACCCUCAAAGCUGACGCUACCGCCGGGUUCGACGAGACCCCUGCCCGGGGUCCGUACACCAUGGCAGGCGGCAACUCUGCCAUCUUCGUCUCCCUCCCCCACCUCGCCGACAACCACGCCAACAUCACCAAGAAGAUCCUCGCCAUGAUCGCCGACGGCUCAGCCACCUCUUAUCUCCCCGCGGACCUUCGCAGCAUCCCCGAGAUCGCAGCCGGGUAUUCGGCUCAGCUCGCGGCCCUUGCCAAGCUGCUUUCCAACCCGGAAGCGCCCAGCAUCGAAUCACCCUGGGCCACCUCCCAAGCCACCGUAUCAGCGCCCUCUUUCCUCCUCCACCCCCUCAGCCGCGGGACUGUCAGGCUCGACAAGAACAACCAUCUCGCCCAGCCCGUGCUGGACUACCGAGCCGGGUCCAACCCAGUCGACUUUGACCUGCACCGCGCGCAUGUGCGAUUCCUGCGCAAGUUGGUCGAGACGCCAACGCUGACGGCGCUGGGGGUGCAGGAGAUUGGGCCCGGGAAGGAUGUGGCUGCAGAUGACGAGACGUUGGAUGAGUAUGUGCGUUCGUCGGCCGUGCUUUCGUUCAUGCACCCGUGUUGCACGGCGGCUAUGUUGCCGGAGAAUUUGGGAGGGGUCGUUGGGACGGACUUGAAGGUUCAUGGGGCUAAGGGGUUAAGGGUGGUGGAUAUGAGUGUGAUGCCGUUCUUGAUUGGGUCGCAUUUGAGCGCUACGGCGUAUGCGGUGGGCGAGAAGGCCGCGGAUAUCAUCAUCAAUGAGUGGAAAUCUCGAUGA